AGAAGCUGCUUCUGCGUGAGACGGAGCCGCCACCCGCCGCCCCUGCCUCCGCCGCCGCGGGGACCAGAGUCAGCGUAGAACUGCUGUCCUGUGUGCCAGGAAACCGGGCAUCCCUGUUUCUCCCAGCUAAAGGAGGAGUCUAUCAUGCCUGAAGUCAAAGACCUUUCAGAAGCCUUACCUGAGCUGCCCCUGGACCCCAUCACAGGCGUCGGGGUGCUCGCAUCUCGGAACCGGGCACCGACAGGCUACGAUGUAGUUGCACAGACGGCAGAUGGCGUGGAUGCCGACCUCUGGAAAGAUGGCUUAUUUAAAUCCAAGGUCACCCGCUACCUGUGUUUCACAAGAUCAUUUUCCAAAGAAAAUAGCCACUUAGGGAACGUGCUGGUGGAUAUGAAGCUCAUCGACAUAAAGGACACCCUGCCUGUAGGUUUCAUCCCGAUUCAAGAAACAGUGGACACCCAGGAAGUCGCUUUCCGAAAGAAGAGGUUGUGUAUUAAAUUCAUCCCUCGGGACUCCACCGAGGCAGCCAUCUGUGAUGUGCGAAUUUUGGGCCGUACAAAGCAGGCCCCUCCUCAGUACACCUUCAUAGGGGAACUGAACAAUAUGGGGAUCUGGUACCGAAUGGGCAGAGUUCCAAGAAAUCAUGAAUCAUCUCAGUCUACGACCCCAUCCUCCCAAUCCUCAGCUUCCACCCCAGCUCCUAACCUCCCCAGGCAUAUCUCCUUAACACUUCCUGCUACCUUCCGGGGCCGAAACAGUACUCGAACGGACCACGAGUACCAGCACUCCAAUUUGUAUGCCAUAUCAGCAAUGGAUGGAGUGCCUUUUAUGAUUUCAGAAAAGUUUGCAGGGGUUCCUGGAAGUAUGCAGCAAGUUGAUCUCUUGGGAAUCACCAUCAAGUCUCUGGCAGAAAUUGAAAAAGAGUAUGACUACAGCUUCAGGACUGAGCAGAGUGCUGCCGCCAGGCUCCCUCCCAGCCCCACUAGAUGUCAGCAGAUCCCGCAGUCCUGAGGAGGCUCGGACCUGCCCAGCACACACCCAGAUACUACUGAGCGGGGAUACAGGCCCAUGAGGGUGUUCCUGGCAGCCUUGCCCUCCGAUCCCUUCCGAUAACCAAGGACUUCAAAACCACCUGCCUUGCUCCCUUACACUCUAACAUGAUCUUUUUAUUGUGUGAUUAUUUUUUUUGUAAUAUCAUUUCUGGAAUUUGAACUGUCUAACCCUUUUUGGUCUGCUUUCCUAAUGCCCAGCCAUCCUGGGGAUGCUGUUCUUAAUCAUGAGUGUUACAUUAGUGUGGCAGGGGCCAAUGGCUCCCAAGAUAUCUGUGUGAUUGAGUGCCCCCCACCAAGCCUACCCAAGGCCAGGCACUCUGGAAAUCCUUGCCCGGCCGGACUUGAAUGACCCCAAAACCAAUGACUGUGGGUUUCUGGCUGGGCCCUUGGCUAAAGGCAUUUGAUUGGAGUGGGCUGCUCUGCCACUUUCAUUGGCAGCUGGCCUGCAGCUGGGAGCAUCUGGCUUCCUCUGUGGGCCUGAAGCCUGGGGUGAGUGCCACUGCCCCGGGCCCUGGGAAGCACAAUCGGGACUGCAAGGGGAGAGAUCCGCCUUUGCUGUUUCCAUUUCUAGAGCACAGAACUGUUUCCCUGAUGUCCUUCCUCCAUCCAUGAGGAAACUAAGAUGUUGGCCUAUGUAACUUGAAGCUCAUGUAACAAGAAUUGGGCUUGCCACUUUCUCCUAGAUGAUCAGGAACCCAAAAUUCAGAAACUAACUUUCCUGAAAAUUGGAGUUGGGGAAUGGAGAGAGAGGGAGGCCCCUUCAGACAUCCUGGAGGGGAUGAGGGAAGGGAGGCCCUGUUGAGCUGAGAGCAGGAUCUCAUCCGUUUGACCAGCUUUCCUGCAGAAAGUCUCUCCUGCUACUCCAGGAUUGGCUGGAUUGCCUUGAUGGGCGUUAAUGUCUUUCAUUUGAAGCGGGCUAGCUGCUGAAAGGGAGCCGAAAAAGACCUGGGCAAACAUCCUUCUCCACUCAGGCCUGGGUCGCCUUGGAGGAUGAACUCUCAGAAGCUUCACAUUGACCCCGUGAUGGUGCCUAUGGAAGCUGGGAUGCUAUGGACCCCACCCUGGCUUCAGCAUGGUUAUCACUGGGCCGGCUGGCUGACUGGUUAAUUGCUAGGCCCGAUGCAUGUCUUGAUGAUGUCUGUACUGUGAUAAGUUAUUUUGACAAGUUUGUUUGAACUAUGCUGCUUCUUGAAUCAUUGCUGCAGAACUGAUGAACUGCAGUAAAUUGUCUUUCCUUCUGAGUGUUAUGGUUUGAUAUUGUUCUUUGUGUUGAUUGCCCAACCCCAUUAAAGGUGCGUUUCUACAGUAGCAGACAUCGUUGAGGCUCCUGGACACUCGGGUGACUGAUGCUCUGACUUGUUUUGUGCUGCUGCUGACUGGGUGGGGAUUGUUCUGACUUUACAAAAUUAUUGCAUGUCAGCAUGGUCUCGCCAGAUAUUUAAAUGUUCGGGGAAGAGAUUAUGAUGAUGCCUUGAGUUGAAGGGAGGAAUUAAGGAGAAGUAGGUCUUGGGGAUGUUCUUAUUUACAUUUGCCUAGGCAGGAAGAACCAGUGCUCCAAAUAGGUAAAACAUCCCCAUAAAGCCUAGGGAAAAUGAUCCAUUUCGGAGCUGGAACAGGGCUGAUUAUCUUCCAGGCAGGUAUCCGUUUUACCCCUGACUUGUCAGAGUUGAUUUGCCUGCAUUGGACAUGGAACAUCUGAGGUGGAGCUGGAGUGAUGUUUGGGUUUCGGAAGUUUGAGCAGCUGUGUCAUUAGCAUGUGUGGGAGGUGGUGAUGCCUACAGGCACUGUUGACGUGGAAGUAUGUAUUGCUGUCGCUCUCACGCUGUGCUCUGAGCAAAUGGAGACCCAGGUUGUCCUUAAAGUUUUACAAAGGCCCAUUGGAUUUUAACAGCGGGGCCACGCAGUUGUCACGGGGGUACAAGGCCAGUUGUAUGGGAAGGACCAGCCUCUCCUGAUCUCUUGUGUCAAUGUCCUUUCUGGGCCCAGUAGAAUGAAGUCAGCAGUAGGGAGCCUUGACCAAACAGGGUGAAUUAAAAGCAUGGACACCUCUAGAAUCCAUUCACCCUGCUUGGAAACUUAAGGAGCCCUCAAACAGAGAUACGUAAACUUCCCAGUACUUGGCACGACUGGUUUUGUAAGUUCACAGUUCUGAGGUUGGACAGCCUGCAAGGCUGCUAGCCCAGGAGGCCGGGAACAAGGGUCUAUUAUUAGUUCACAUACGGGGCCUCUUUGCACGUUGGACAGAGGGUUUCUUGCUGAUGUAGAGGAAGGUGGUAAGCAGGGUGAAUCAUCCUGUAGUGAGACACUGGAGAAAGCUGGAGGACUCCAGUGAGGCCCCCAUUACAGCUUCCAAGAACAGAGAAGGAUUUCCAGCAUGGUUAGGACAGAGACCGUGUCCAUUUUCAUUUGAUUUUUUUCCCAGUGCAGGGCACGGCCACCCCAUGUUGUGCACUCUAUAAAUUGCUGUGACGAUGACAGAAAGUUUAAUUCGACCCAAAAUGCAAACCCAGAAUUAAGGCAGCCACCUAAAACUUUUGGGCAAUUUCAGCACCCAUACCAGGUUAGCCAGCCCCCAGCAUCUCUCCUUUGGUUUGGUUACUCUUUUAGAGCACCCCGCUGGGGUUUAAGAGGAAAAGUGGCAGCCCUCAAGACUGUAAGCUCCUUGUGGGCAGGGAACGUGGCUACCAAGUCUUUUGUAUUGUACUCUCCCAAGCACUCAGUACAGUGUUCCGCAUAGAGUAAGUGCUCAAAAAAAAAUCACUGAUUGAUUUAAAAUCUAAGAACAUCAAAUUUGGCGGGUACAAAGCAGGGAGAAGGCAAGGGGGGCUCGAAUGUCAGCAAAUGGGAGAAGGGCUUAGAAGAAGGGCUGGGAAAGGUCAUUUUACCAUGAAUGAACCCUCUCAAAGGCUGCUUACUAGCAAAAUGCACCUUUUGAUUAUAAAUUCCUCUAGAUUGCCCAGUGUUGUGUUUAUACAGAAGCAGCAGCAGUUGUCAGUGUCUGCAAAGAUUACUAGAGAGCCAGCUGGCACCAGACUGUGAACUCCCUCUAUUAACAGAACAGCAGAAAAAAAAAAACUAGCAUCAAGGAAUUAGUUUGUGUAACAUUGACUGUGAAGGAUGUGAUAAAUGCCAGUUCCAAGUGAAUUAGGUGAUGCCAAUGUUAAGGUUGUGUGUGUAUGUGUGAGAGAAAGAGAGAGAGAUCUUUUUAUAGCUGUUCAUGACCCUCCCCCACCUCCACUGCUCUGCCCUUUGGUUAGAGGCUUGAGAGAUACACGUAUUUGGUAUGAGGAUAAGGUGGUACAUGUGUGAUAGUGAACAGUUACUAUUUUCUGUGCAUUUUUUUCUGGGUGUUUUCAUGGUUUCAGAAGUUCUCAGUUUGAAUUCAUACAGACAGAGGUGGUGGUCCAGUUGCCCGAGGGUCCUGGGUCAGUAAUGAUGAGGCCAGAUUGUCUUUUUUUCUCAGAGCUCUAUGCCACCGAGAGGACUUAGAUGGGGCCCCCUCCCUGCCCUGCCCACGCCACUCUUAAGCCAGUUUUUCAGAUCCUACCACUCAAGGGCUGGCAGAAGAAGGCAGAGGGAGGCAGAGUACCACUGCAGAUUUCCCUGAGGCCACUAUCCCACCAUUGACUCAGACAUGCCCACUGCCCAGUGGCUGUUGCUGUUAUUUGUGGUGAGAUGGACAGGGUCCAAGCUCUCAGGGAGAAGUUGGCUAGGCUUGAAAGCCAGGGGCCUGGGCCAGAACCCGAAGGGUGGGCAGGGGCUGUUCCUCAGGGCUAGCCUGCCUGCAGGAUGCUUGACCAGUUGUUUGAGAGGUGGGUCCACGUGUUUAGGUUGAGAUUCUGACUCAACCUUGGAACCUCAUAAGUGACCUAAGGAGUAAAAGUUUCCGGGGUGGAAGGAGUAGGCCUCCACCCCUAUUGUCUCCUCCCAACUCUCCUCCCAGCCUCAUCAACCCUCUCAAACCAAAAGGAGGGGGAAACUGCCUCUGCCCAGUGAAAUAGCUCAUCUCGGAGCUUCCGAAUCCAUCUCCUCGGCCUGAUGUUGGAAAACCAGACGCUGUAUGUCUUAAUCAUCGGUCACGGGCUGACUGUUCAGGCAGCGGCAUUUUAAAUGACAUAUCAUCAUGAGAAGAGAAUUCCGUAUUCGGUUGCCAAGUGUUUUUAAGAUGCUGUGCAUUUGUGGGGCUAUUGAAAGUGGAAUUACUGUGCAUUAAUCCUAGGUAUUAUGUUCCUGUUGGUAUUUAUUUUAGACGACUUCUGUAUUUUACAAAGGGAAGUUUCACUGUGUGAUUAUUAGCCUGUAUUGUUAAUAUAAUUUGUUAAAUAAAAGUUUGUUUUAACCACU
Messenger RNA from Tachyglossus aculeatus (Australian echidna), 5396 nucleotides. RefSeq names its product multivesicular body subunit 12B (gene MVB12B). Gene Ontology annotation, cellular component: late endosome; ESCRT I complex. The record is from RefSeq and is a predicted model, not a curated record. NCBI's taxonomy places the organism in Eukaryota, Metazoa, Chordata, Mammalia, Monotremata, Tachyglossidae. Bases 145 to 1011 code for a protein of 288 amino acids. The transcript has 11 exons. Gene Ontology annotation, biological process: virus maturation; regulation of epidermal growth factor receptor signaling pathway; viral budding.